AUGAGCGACUCAAGUCAAGUGCAAGUGUUCAAGUUGCUAAAUCCGUCCAGCAAGCUCAAAUACCAGUCAAUCAUACAGUCAGCCUACGUCGCUGAGCGGCUAGACAUGGUGACACGGUGGCGCAAGCUGCGCAUGAAGCUGAUCACGUGGAACUUGGGCCGCAUGGAUGAUUGUCCUCUAGACCAUAUACGCCAGCUGCUUAGCUGCAAUCAGGGAUACGCCGAUAUCUACGUCGUGGGAUUCCAGGAGACCAUCCCGCUGACCUCGUUUUCUGCCUCUCCCAAAGUCAUUGACCAGUGGUGCGACAGACUGCUAGCAGCGCUGCCUCCGAGCCAGUUCCAGGCGGUGCACCGCUACGGGCUGCUUGGACUGACGAGCGUGCUGAUAGUUAAAAGCGAAAUAGAGAGCCAGGUAUCCGGUUACAGCUCUCGGACCGUCGGCCUCGGCUAUCUGAACUGGUACAACAAGGGCUGCAUUGAGACGCAGUUUUCCAUUGGCCGAAUAGACCAGAAGCUUGCGGGAGUGCGAGUCCAGGUGUUCAACAUGCAUCUGACACACGGCGAGGAGGAACUGGCGGUGGAAAUGAGGAACCAGUGUCUUAAGAAAGUGCAGGAUAGCCUAGGAACCAUUAGAAACGCAUCACUUGCCGGGCCAGUACCGUCUGUGGAAGACGAGAGUGUGUGCGAGCCGCAACUGAGCCAGGUCGAGCUUGAGAGGAUUGACAGCGAGACAGUUCAUCAGAUGUUCAAAAGAGAGUGUCGCAAGGUAGUAUUCGCGAGCGGAGAUCUCAAUUACCGUCUCGAAAGCACAAAUGUGAAUGACUAUAUCUAUAAAGGUGACUAUGAAAAACUGCUGGAGAGCGACCAGCUCCGCGUACAGAAAAAGCGAGGCAGCAUUUUCAGCGGGUUCUCCGAGGGAGAGAUCCGGUUUCGCCCCACGUUCAAGGUGACCGAGACGCUAGAAUACGAGGACACUCGCGUGCCGUCUUACACGGAUAGAAUUCUGUACAGCGCGGACGACGGACUGGAGCAGCUGACGUACGACGUUUGCGAGGUGAACGGGUCUGACCACCUGCCAGUGGUGGCAGAGUUUGUGUUGGAUGCUAGAAUGGUCGAUUUUGGCGCUCUGAAAGCAGUGCGUUCCGAGAUCGGAGCCCAGCUGGACAGAAUCCUGAACCAGAUGGAGAUCGUGGACAUUUCGCCGUCGCUAAUUGAAGUCGACGUUGUGGCUGGCAUAAGGGAGGUGCUCGAGGUCACUGUGAGCAACCUUACGGAUGAGCCGCUGCGGUACAAUCUGGAUAUUGGCAAGCGGUUUUUCAGAAAGCCUGUAAUUGAGCUGCUGAACGACGACGGCGUCCUGCCAGCAAAAAAAGCCAAACAGCUCAAAUUCCAGAUUAGCACCUCCAAGAUCGAGAAAAUUGACAAGACACUCACAAUGAAGUUUGCCAAUUUCGAGUUCGUCAAGUUUCUUGCAUUCUCCGUGUCCUCAAAGUCACUUCUGUUCCAGCCUGUGGAUAACCUAGAAGAGAUGCAAUACCAGAACAUUGUGCAAUCAUUUGACUUUAUCUUGAAAGGUGCAACAGAUAAUCUAUUAACAAAAAUGCAGUCUGUUGUCGAUCUCUCGUCGCUGAAUGAGUUCGAGGUAUCCCUGCUGAAAGAUAUGACGCUGCGGGAGAUCAACUUCGACCUGCUGGCCAAGCUGAACUCGAUAGGAAUGGUGCAAAACGAGGGAUCGUGUGGACUCAUGAGUGUGCUAUAUUUGUGGCUAAGAAGCCUGCCAGAGCUCGGAGGAGACAAGAGGUCCGGUGCUGUGCUGCGCAAGAUAAUCGCCUUGAUAAAAUUCCUCCAUCUUGACCGCGAAGCAGGGUUCAAGUAUUUCGGGUUUUUAUUUCAGGACGAGUAUGAACUGGAACGCGCUCUCGAGUCCUAG
This is a messenger RNA of Ogataea haglerorum, 1929 nucleotides long. RefSeq lists its product as uncharacterized. NCBI's taxonomy places the organism in Eukaryota, Fungi, Ascomycota, Pichiomycetes, Pichiales, Pichiaceae. Gene Ontology annotation, biological process: phosphatidylinositol dephosphorylation. Bases 1 to 1929 code for a protein of 642 amino acids. The record is from RefSeq and is a predicted model, not a curated record. The transcript has a single exon. Gene Ontology annotation, molecular function: phosphatidylinositol-4,5-bisphosphate 5-phosphatase activity.